AAUGUAAUAUAUAUAUGAAUAAUUAAUGGGGAAGAAACUCUUCUACACGAUUCAUCAUCAUCCCCUCAUGUCGGCAUUAUUACGCCACUGAAAUUCAACCCAUUUCUGAUCGAAAAAACCCUCAUUUACCACCACCCAUUCAAUCUUUUGUCAACCAAAUCAAUAAGAGUCCGCUUAUUUAUUAACUGCAGGUUUGAGUUCCAGUGACGUUUGGAAUCAAGGGAUCAUUAAUUCAUUGUCCAGAUUGUCUUCCACCAACCAAGACUUGUAGAUCUUGCAUAAAAUAAUACUCGAUUUGGAGCGUUGCAUGAGGGCUUUCCAUUCUUUUACUUUGUAGAAAGAAAUAAGGAUUACAUACUAUAAACGUGGUAAAUUCACUUACUUUCAAACAUUCAAGACUACAACUACGAGUUCAGAAAUUUCUUCUCAAAUCUUUGUUCUGUGCAUACAAGAUGGCUGGUAAGAAAAGAAGCAUGUCCCUGGAUGCAGAUAAGUGUGAUGUGCAAAAGGAAUGGAAUGAGGCAUUAUGCCCCAUCUGCAUGGAACAUCCUCAUAAUGCAGUUCUUCUUCUGUGUACCUCACAUGCAAAAGGCUGUAGAUCUUAUAUAUGUGAUACGAGUUACAGGCAUUCAAAUUGUCUGGAUCGGUUUAGGAAACUCAAGACAGACUCCAACACUGAUUCACCAGAGACCACACCUGUUUCUGCAAACCUCCAGGCUCCAAGCCUUGUUUCUGACCCUCAACCAACUCCAUUGUUUGGGAAUGAGUUUCCUGUGCUUCAUAGGGCCCACAGCAGGGGAAAUAGAAUUAUAACAACUAGAAGGUCCAGUGACAUGGCUGAUUAUGACAUUGAACAAGAGGAAACAGGAAGCCAAAACUUUGAUUCUUUGAGGGACAGGUUGGAACAAGAUGAAUCGGCUGAAAAGUCAAGCUUAAAAUGCCCUCUAUGUAGGGGAGAUGUGCUCGGCUGGACAGUUGUAGAAGAUGCUCGAGAUCAUUUAAAUUUGAAGCCUCGAUGUUGUACUCGAGAAUCGUGCACAUUUGUUGGUAAUUACCGUGAGUUGCGCAGACAUGCAAGGCGCGAUCACCCUAGAGUUCGACCUGCUGAAGUUGACCAGUCAAGGCAGCGAGCCUGGAGACGCUUCGAACACCAGAGAGAACAUGAUGACAUUGUUAGUGCCCUCCGAUCAGCAAUGCCCGGGGCUGUUGUGCUUGGUGAUUAUGUGAUAGACUAUAAUGAUAGAGCAGCACCAGUUGAAAGGGAAAGGACAUCCUCUGAUGCUAGUGGACGAUUGUUCACUACCUUGUUUUUCUUUCAGAUGCUUGGAUCCGUACAAUCCUUGGCAGGACCGCGGAGUCGUUCAAGGCCGUGGACAAGGCAUAGACGUCCUUCAGGUGGUUCAUCCCGGCAAAGGUAUCUUUGGGGGGAGAACCUCCUUGGCCUGCAAGAUGAAGAUGGGGAUGGUGAUGAUAGCUUUACAGACGACGAUGAGAUGAAUAUGUUUGCAGAUGAGGCAGAACAAGGAACUUCUUCUGCUCCAAGACAGCGGCGUCGUUUGACCCAAUCUGGGUUUAGGAGAGAUCGUGUAUGAGAUGCCAAACAUGAUAGGAGCCUUCAUCUACCAUAAUAAAGAAAGCUAGCUGGUCAUUAAUCUUAAGGCCAUUUGGUUUCAAGUGGUUGACCUGGUUGGGACUGAAGGCGGCAUCUGCAACUGCAGCUGAAGGUCACCAGGUUCAGAAUCGCUCUGCUGUAUGCAGCUCUUUGUGUCUUUAUGUUUUAAUUGUCUGUCGAUUUAUAGAGUUCAAUUAGAGCUUGCUGUUGUACAGUUAGGUUUUUUUAGGUCACAAACUAUCCAAAUUUCAAUUUGAAUCACCAAUGUAUAUAACAUGCAUAUCAAUUUCAUAACGUCAUUUCCUCUUCCAAGAAAGAUUUUUCGUUUUCUUCCUA
Messenger RNA from Beta vulgaris subsp. vulgaris (sugar beet), 1948 nucleotides. RefSeq lists its product as hypothetical. The coding region runs from base 453 to 1592 and encodes 379 amino acids. The record is from RefSeq and is a predicted model, not a curated record. Lineage: Eukaryota; Viridiplantae; Streptophyta; Magnoliopsida; Caryophyllales; Amaranthaceae. The transcript has 4 exons.